Diospyros lotus (date-plum) is the source of this 1573-nucleotide messenger RNA. Its product is annotated as glycerol-3-phosphate acyltransferase RAM2. The transcript is spliced from 2 exons. The record is from RefSeq and is a predicted model, not a curated record. Gene Ontology annotation, biological process: cutin biosynthetic process. The coding region runs from base 1 to 1533 and encodes 510 amino acids. Gene Ontology annotation, cellular component: membrane. Lineage: Eukaryota; Viridiplantae; Streptophyta; Magnoliopsida; Ericales; Ebenaceae. Gene Ontology annotation, molecular function: phosphatase activity; glycerol-3-phosphate 2-O-acyltransferase activity.
AUGGCCAAAUCCGACGUACAUUCUCCCAGCCCUUUCCCCACCAUCGAGCAAUGUUCUUCCAUCGGGCGUGAGAACGACACGGUGGUCGCCGACAUGGACGGAACCUUGCUCCGGGGGAACAGCUCCUUCCCUUACUUCGCACUCGUAGCCUUUGAAGUUGGCGGCAUUCUGAGGCUUCUUUUCUUGCUCCUGGCCUCUCCGGUCGCCGGACUUCUCUACUACUUCAUCUCGGAGUCCGCCGGCAUUCGAGUUCUCAUCUUUUCGACCUUCGUGGGGAUGAAGGUAUCGGAUAUCGAAUCGGUGGCGCGAGCCGUUUUGCCGAAAUUCUAUGCCGGCGACUUGCACCCGGAAACGUGGCGAGUGUUCUCGUCGUGCGGGAAGAGGUGUGUGCUUUCGGCGAAUCCUAGGAUUAUGGUGGAGGCGUUCUUGAAGGAUUACUUGGGCGCAGAUAUGGUGUUGGGAACCGAGAUAGGUAGCUAUAGAGGAAGAGCCACCGGGCUUGUGCUCAGUCCCGGGAUUCUGGUCGGCCGGAACAAGGCUCAGGCUCUCCGGAAGGCCUUCGCCGAUGCCUCACCCCCGGAUGUGGGUAUCGGUGAUCGGAGGACAGAUUUCCCGUUCAUGAAGCUCUGCAAGGAGGGUUACGUGGUUCCAUCAAAGCCAGAGGUGGAAGCUGUGAGCCACGACAAGUUGCCGAAGCCCAUCGUCUUCCACGACGGUCGCCUCGUCCAGAAACCAGGCCCUCUCAUGGCGCUCCUCACCAUCCUCUGGAUCCCAGCCGGCUUUGUCCUUGCCUGUCUGCGCAUCGCCGCCGGCGCCCUCCUCCCGAUGCCGCUCGUUUACUACGCCUUCUGGGCCCUUGGCGUCCGCGUCUACAUCAAAGGAACCCCGCCUCCUCCGGCCAAGAAAUCCACCGGCCAAACCGGCGUCCUCUUCGUCUGCUCCCACCGCACCCUGCUCGACCCAAUCUUUCUCUCCACGGCCCUCGGCCGUCCCAUCCCCGCCGUCACGUACUCCCUCUCCCGCCUCUCCGAGAUCAUCUCCCCCAUCAAGACCGUCCGUCUCAGCCGCGACCGCCUCACCGACGCCAACAUGAUCAAGAAGCUUUUACAAGAAGGGGAUCUGGUCAUAUGCCCCGAAGGGACAACUUGCAGGGAACCAUUUUUGCUGAGAUUUUCGGCUUUGUUCGCCGAGCUGACCGACGACCUGGUGCCGGUGGCGAUGUCGAACCGGAUGAGCAUGUUUCACGGCACGACGGCGAGAGGGUGGAAAGGGAUGGAUCCGUUCUACUUCUUCAUGAACCCUAGUCCGGCGUAUGAAGUGACGUUCCUGAACAAGUUGCCCCCGGAGCUGACUUGCGGUGCCGGAAAAUCGAGCCACGAAGUUGCGAAUUAUAUACAGAGGACGAUUGCGGCGACUCUGUCUUACGAGUGCACCACGUUCACCAGGAAGGACAAGUACAGGGCCUUGGCAGGAAACGAUGGCACCGUCGUGGAAAAACCUAGGCUCGCCGCUAACAAAGUUAUGGGCUGCUAAUUAAACACUGCCAAUAACGUUUGUCAACUUUGCCAUAUAU